Molecule: messenger RNA, 3526 nt
Organism: Amblyraja radiata (thorny skate)
Lineage: Eukaryota; Metazoa; Chordata; Chondrichthyes; Rajiformes; Rajidae
Gene: crtap
Product: cartilage associated protein
Exons: 7
Coding region: 296-1468 (390 amino acids)
Biological process (GO): collagen fibril organization; peptidyl-proline hydroxylation to 3-hydroxy-L-proline
Cellular component (GO): endoplasmic reticulum
Molecular function (GO): protein binding; collagen binding
Source: RefSeq, a predicted model, not a curated record
ACACGGCUGGCGGGAUAGGACGGAAGGCAGCGGAGAAACUGCGAUCGAGCUGCGCUGUGGAGAUCCAGGGGCCUGGAGCAGGGAAUAAUAUCCAGUGGCCUGCAACAGUAAUCCAAAGGGAUCUGCCGCGCUAGGGCAGUGAGCGUCAGCGGAGAUCUAGCGGCUCUAAACCAGUGAUCUUGCGGCAGUGGGGAUCAAUCAGCGGUGGAUCAUAGGAGGUGGGUCGGGGAUCGAGCAGAAAAUCAGGGAUCACUCGGAGGCGGGACAGUGGGUCGAUCGUAGGGGAGCGGGCAGUAUGUUGUACUUGCCCCUGCUGCUGCUGCUGUGCUGCGGCGGCGGGAUCGCCCAGUACGAGAGGUACAGUUUCCGCAGCUUCCCGCAGGACGAGCUGCUGCCGCUGGAUUCGGCGUACAGACAUGCGCUGGACCAGUACACGGCGGAGAACUGGAAGGAGUGCGUGGACUACCUGGAGAUGAGCCUGAGGUUGAACCGCCUGCUCCGGGACAGCGAGGCCUUCUGCAACCUCAAUUGCAGCACGGUUCGAUCCCAGGACAGUGACCACUUCGGCCGCUUCGCCGAGCUGCAGCUCUUCAGUAACAUCAUGCUCAGAGCCCAGUGCCUGAAGAGAUGCAAGCAGGGCCUGCCCGCCUUCCGCCAGACCCAGCCCAGCAGGGAGACGCUGGAGGACUUCGAGAAACGUGAAGUCUACAAGUUUCUCCAGUUUGCCUACUUUAAGAUCAAUAACAUUCCCAAGGCCAUUUCAGCAGCUCACACCUUCCUCCAGAGACACCCUGAUGAUAAGAUGAUGCAACGGAAUAUGGCCUACUACAACAGUUUACCAGGCUCUGACGAGUUUAUUAAUGAUCUGGAGGUGAAAAGUUAUGAGACUCUCUUCCUGCGAGCAGUGAAAGCAUACAAUGCAGAGAACUAUCCGCUGUCCAUUGCUGACAUGGAGUUGGCCAUUCCUGACUACCUCAAGGCUUUUGACGAGUGCAUUGCUACCUGCGAGGGCUCUCGGGAAGUGACAGAUUUUAAAGAUUUCUAUGUUUCUAUAGCAGGUCAUUACGCUGAGAUUCUGCAUUGCAAGGUGAAGUGUGAACAUGAUUUAACCCCUGUGAUCGGAGGCUUCAUAGUGGAGAAGUUUCUGGCUACAAUGUACCACUACUUGCAAUUUACUUAUUAUAAACUCAACAAUAUGAAGAAUGCAACUCCAUGUGUAGCAACCUACCUGUUGUUUGAUCCAGAAGAUUCGGUGAUGAAGCAGAAUUUGGUGUUCUAUCAAUAUCACAAGGAGAAGUGGGAAUUGACCGAGGAAGAUUUUGCACCCAGGCCUGAAGCUUUGCGAUAUUACAACCAGACCAAACUUCAGCUUCAGAUGCAUGAGUUUGCCCAGGAACAUCUACAGGAUGAUGAUGAGGGGGAAGUACUGGAAUAUAUUGAUGACCUUCUGGAAGCUCCAGGCAGCUAACGUGAGCAACAAAACAAGAACUGCAGGAUAGGUGCGCUGGGAAAACAGUGGAAAAACGAAAGUUCCUUGUCCAGCUCCUAUGACCCAGGACAUUUACAAAACUCUACUUGAUGUCUAGAACUUUUUUUUUUUUAACUGCCUUAAUAUUUCUUUGGUGUUGACUGAUGUCCCCCAAACUUUCUUUCAAAGAUGUGCCUUUCUUCUUUAACACAAAUCUUGGGGUGGGUCCCACUCUGCCAACACACCCUAUCCCCUUCCACAACACUAUAUCCGCUCCCUUCACAGCAUAUCGUUUACCAACUUCCUCCACCCCACUCUCCUUCUAGACCCUCACACCUCCACCACACUCAGCCCCCCCCCCCUCCAUCUCCUUCCAUUGCCAACAACACUCAUGUUCACAAAACAUAGGAGCAAAUUUAGGCUAUUUGGCCCAUCGAGUCUAUUCUGUCAUUCAAUCAUGUCUCAUCUAUCUUCGCCUCUCAACCCCAUUCUCCUGCAUUCUCCCUGUAACCCUUGACAUCUUUACUAAUCGAGAACUCCUCUCCAUCUGCAUGCCUCUUCCUCCACACUUUGCAUCCCACCACGUGCUACUGUCUCCUUCAGUGCAUAAGCUCAAACACAGCCAGUGAUGCUUUAGAAGUGGUGAAAUCAGCAGGACAGUGUUCCCAUAGCCUUCCUCACCCUUCCCCACCCUCCUUCCCUGGCCUUCAGACACUGUGCAAUCCUCGUGGCCUGCUGAAGGCAGGAGAGUUCUUUCCUCCCUGGGACCUCUUAUCUCAUUCCUACUUUGUCCCGAUGAUGUCUGAUGCUGCUUCUCACAUGGAUUGCUUGCAACAGCUUUAACUUACACUCUGUUGUAUUUCCGCACACGUCAACUGGUUUCACAUAUCGAGCACUGUCCUGAGUCUCAUUGUAUGUGGUGCUGUAACAUGAGGCAAACCUGCUCUUCCUUUAUGCUACACAUUGAUGUUGGUCAUCGAUUGCUUAUAUCCGUCAUCCAGCAAGACCAGAGAAAUAGCACCAUGAAAAGCCAUUUACAGUAAUGCCAAUACUCCAAUGUUAAAAUAGAAGGCAGUGAGCAAUUGUGUAGAUUGUCAGAAUGUUAGCAAACACCAAACAGCAGGAGAAGGUGACUGCAAGUAGUUGGACAAAGUUUGAAAUAUAUAUAUUUUAGAUAUAACAGAAUGAUAUAGCUGGAAAACCAGUUGCUGUACAGUGAUAGUUCCAUUGCAAGAGUUUAAACCUGACUGGUUUCAUUCUCUGUCGCAGUUUCCUAAUAACUACAGUGCCUCAAUGCCAGAGAAAACAUUGACUCAUUUUUAAAUGUUUGAACAUAGACCCUUGAUGCCGUUUUAGCAAGUCAGUGUGAAAAACCCACAACCAAUCUUUCAUUGCAGCUGCUCGGGCUGGACAUUUGGUUGUGAGCCAUACCUCAAACAGCAAUUCCUUUUACACACUGGCCUGUGGUUUGAAUAACCCAGUGAAGCACUCCCUUCAACUCUUUACACUUAAUAAAUGAUCAGAGGUUCUCAUAAAACAACUGUUGCUUUGAUAGCCUGCAUAAUCUGCAAUAUUUAUGGCUCUAAAAUAGUUUUUAUUAGGAAAAUAUAAAUGAAAUGCCAUUGCAAAUGAUGAGAAGGUGUGUGUUACUUGAAUCACAAUGCAAACUUUGUUGGUCAUUUUCAACCAAAAAUAUCCCACAAAGGUUCCUCUUAAAUUCUUUCCACGUAGAUGCCGGGUAACAAGCUGCCUUUUUGCAUACAAACUAAACUGGUUGAACAAACAAAGAAAGACAGGAUAUAUUUAACUUCUCAGAUUUAUUUUUGAAAUUUCAAAGCAGUUUGUCAGGUAAGGUUUAACAAAGGUUACUCAUUUGUAAUUUGAGUACAUUCACUCUCUGCCCCGUUGCAGUCCUGAAUCUCUGCUUGUCAGCCCAGCCACUACAGAAUGCACCACAGUGUUUUACAGCAAAUCUUGCUUUUCAUGAUUACACAAAUGUAACAGUAUUAAUCUUUAUACACUACAGCCCUUGAGUGUUCAAAUUUUUUAAAGAUGUUU